GUAGGGUGGCAACGUUCGUCAGCAAAACAAACAUUUUGCUUUUUCAUAGCGAGUGGGACGGUCGUGCUGCGCUGGGAGCGACUGUGAAAAAUCCAAUUGGCGGCCGAUAUUUGUCGUGCAAUAUUUUUCUCGCUUCCAAUUGGGCAAAAAUUUACAAGAAAAGUUAAACGCUGAAUUAUACGCAGAAAUUAAAUGCAAAUCAAAUUUUUAAGUAAAAUGUGAAAAACUAGAUUGUGGGUUCUAAAUCAAAAACCAAAACCAACGUUAAAUACCCACUGGCUUGGGGUAAACAAUUUUAUCCAACACAUCAUCGAAAAUCCAAAAGAAUCUUGAUAGACUGAAAAAGGGACAAUUGGAAUACUUCAUUUAUUUUGAAAUGUUUUACAACACAAUGGAACUGCAUCAACGACACCUCUCCAAUUUUUACAAAUUGCACAACUGAGAAUCAAAAGUCUUUGAUAAAUAAGUAAACCAUAAGAAACAGAAGAUCGCGGCCACCGACUCACCAUUGCUGCAGAUACAACAUGCCCAACAUGUCCAGCAUUAAAGCGGAGCAGAGUGCUCCAAUGGGAGGAAGCGGGGGCUAUCAACUGCCAGUCAACAUGUGCACCACCGCCGUGGCGGCCUCGACGACCACGCUGGGCGGAGGAGCCACUGGACCAAGGCACAACGUGUCCGUGACGAACAUCAAGUGCGAGCUGGACGAGCUGCCCACGCCGAACGGCAACCUGGUGCCGGUGAUCGCGAACUACGGGCACGGCAGCCUGCGGAUCCCGCUGAGCGGUCAGCCGAGUCUCGAGGAGGAGUCUGACUCGGAGGCGGAGCUGGCGAACAUCGAGAGCCUGAAGGUGCGACGAAGGACGGCGGCGGACAAGAACGGACCGCGACCCAUGUCCUGGGAGGGCGAACUGAGCGACGCGGAGGCCAACGGCGGCGAGGAGUUGAUGGAGAUGGAGCCGACGAUCAAGAGCGAGGUGGUCGCCGCCGCCGCAUCCGCGCCCCUGCAGCCCGCCUGCGCCCUGCAGCCGAUCAAAACAGAGCUGGAGAACAUCGCCGGCGAGCUGCAGCAGCAGGGCAAGUCCUACCCCAUGUCCAACUCCCACGCACAAGCCCACGCCCACGUUCAAGCCCACUCCCACUCGCACUCCGCCUCGAAGAUUAAGCUGGCGCCGACGCAGAGCGACCCGAUCAAUCUCAAGUUCGAGCCGCCGCUGGGAGACAACUCGCCGCUGCUGGCGGCACGAAGCAAGUCCAGCAGCGGAGGCCACCUGCCGCUGCCCGCGAAUCCCAGUCCCGACUCCGCCAUACAUUCCGUCUACACGCACAGCUCGCCCUCGCAGUCGCCGCUGACGUCGCGCCACGCCCCCUACACGCCCUCGCUGAGCCGCAACAACAGCGACGCCUCGCACAGCAGCUGCUACAGCUACAGCUCGGAGUUCAGUCCCACCCACUCGCCCAUCCAGGCGAGGCACGCCCCUCCCGCCGGAGCGUUGUACGGCAACGGGGGCGUACACCACCACAGCGUGCUGUACCGCCCCCUGAAGGUGGAGGCCUCGUCCACGGCGCCGUCGUCCGGCGGGCAGGAGGCGCAGAACCUGAGCAUGGACUCGGCCUCCAGCGGGAUGGACGCGGGCGGCUCCUCGCACCCCUCGCCGGCGGGCAUUUCACGCCAGCAGCUGAUCAACUCGCCGUGCCCCAUCUGCGGCGACAAGAUCAGCGGCUUCCACUACGGCAUCUUCUCCUGCGAGUCCUGCAAGGGCUUCUUCAAGCGCACCGUGCAGAACCGCAAGAACUACGUGUGCGUGCGGGGCGGACCCUGCCAGGUGAGCAUCUCCACGCGCAAGAAGUGUCCGGCCUGCCGGUUCGAGAAGUGCCUGCAGAAGGGCAUGAAGCUGGAGGCGAUUCGGGAGGACCGGACGCGCGGCGGCCGUUCCACGUACCAGUGCUCCUACACGCUGCCCAACUCCAUGCUCAGUCCGCUGCUCAGUCCGGACCAAGCGGCAGCAGCGGCCGCCGCAGCAGCGGUGGCUAGUCAGCAGCAGCAGCAGCAACAGCAGCGACUGCAUCAGUUGAAUGGCUUUGGAGGCGUACCCAUUCCCUGCUCGAGUUCCCUGCCCGCCAGCCCCAGAUUGGGAGGAGCUUCCAUCAAGUCGGAGGAGGCGGCGGAGACGGGCAAGCAUGGCCUGCGAACCGGAAGCGUGCCACCACUACUGCAGGAAAUCAUGGAUGUUGAGCAUCUCUGGCAGUACACCGACGCUGAGCUGGCCCGUAUAAACCAACCGCUGUCGGCAUUCGCCUCCGGCAGCUCGUCCUCAUCCUCGUCGUCCGCCGCAUCCUCGGGCGCCCACGCACAGCCGCAGCUGACCAAUCCACUCCUGGCCAGUGCCGGCCUCUCGUCCAAUGGCGAGAACGCCAACCCCGAUCUAAUCGCCCAUCUCUGCAACGUGGCCGAUCACCGCCUCUACAAGAUCGUCAAGUGGUGCAAGAGCCUGCCGCUUUUCAAGAAUAUUUCGAUCGAUGACCAGAUAUGCCUGCUCAUUAAUUCGUGGUGCGAACUGUUGCUCUUCUCCUGCUGUUUUCGAUCAAUCGACACUCCCGGCGAGAUUAAAAUGUCACAAGGCAGGAAGAUAACCCUAUCGCAGGCCAAGUCAAAUGGCUUGCAGACCUGCAUUGAAAGGAUGCUCAAUCUGACGGAUCACCUGAGGCGAUUACGCGUUGAUCGCUAUGAAUAUGUUGCCAUGAAGGUGAUAGUGCUGCUGCAGUCGGAUACGACGGAGUUGCAGGAGGCGGUGAAGGUGCGAGAGUGCCAGGAAAAGGCGUUGCAGAGCUUGCAGGCGUACACCCUGGCCCACUACCCCGACACGCCGUCAAAGUUUGGGGAACUACUGCUGCGUAUUCCUGACCUGCAGCGAACAUGUCAGCUGGGCAAGGAGAUGCUGACGAUCAAGACUCGGGAUGGCGCGGAUUUCAAUUUGCUAAUGGAGCUCUUGCGCGGGGAGCAUUGACAAUUGAUUACAGAGAUAGAAAUCUGCUGCCGUUGGCAAAACAAGUUUUACAUAUUUAGUAUUAGAUACAUAUAUUUUGGAGAUAAGUUCUUUAGUUGUAAGCUCUGAAAACAUGUGCCUAAAAACCAAAGCCACGAUAGCAGCCACAUCAGGCCCACUGGUCGAGAUUGAAUCUAAGCGCAAGAUUGCCAAAUUUUUACACCAAUAUAUAUUUUGAUAUAAGCCAUGUGCAGGGCCCUAGAUUGCUGUUGUUGUUGGCUAGAGUUUCAGUAAGAAAAGUAUAUAUUGAUUUUGCUAUAUAUACAUAUUUGACUUAUGUAUAGUGUAAACUAAAGCACACAUGGAAAAUGAAAAGACUAAAAAAAUUUAUUUAAAAAAUUACUUUUACUAUUACGAAAGGAUAAAAACGAAAAGGCAUAAAAAACACAAAGGCAUAAAAGUUAAUUUAGAAACAUCAGCUAGCGACAUUUUUAUACCUACCUACAUAACGGAAAUUAUUCAAUGUAUUUUUAAUGAAUGCCAAAACCAAUUUGGUUUGAAGGAGAGCUGCUGAAAUUUUCGAUAAUAUCUCUAUAUAUAUUCAUUAUUAGCAAACAGAUAAUGAAAUCCCAUUUUUAAAUGUUGUAGCAUUUAGUUUUAGUGCAAUUUCACCCAUGUCUACAUAUAUUAAAUAUAUAUCUUCAACCAGAUAUCUAUGUUCGCAAACCUUAUACAACAAAAGACCACUCGAAAUCGCCAUCCUGGUUGGCUAAGACUAUUCCAGUUAUGCUGAUUGUUGCAUAAAAAAAAACACAAGUACAUACAUAAAUCAAAUGUAUCAUUUUAUACUUGAGGUUAAGUUUUGUAUUAAUUUCUGUUUUAUAAUUAUUUUUAUUAUGUAAAUCUUACUUAAAUAGCUGAAGCAAAUCCUGCAACAGGAUUCAAAACACGUAAAUACACAAAACAAUAUAAAAAAUCA
Molecule: messenger RNA, 3963 nt
Organism: Drosophila rhopaloa
Lineage: Eukaryota; Metazoa; Arthropoda; Insecta; Diptera; Drosophilidae
Gene: Hr39
Product: nuclear hormone receptor FTZ-F1 beta
Biological process (GO): hormone-mediated signaling pathway; tissue development; regulation of transcription by RNA polymerase II
Cellular component (GO): RNA polymerase II transcription regulator complex
Molecular function (GO): zinc ion binding; nuclear receptor activity; RNA polymerase II cis-regulatory region sequence-specific DNA binding
Source: RefSeq, a predicted model, not a curated record